Molecule: messenger RNA, 2818 nt
Organism: Apis cerana (Asiatic honeybee)
Lineage: Eukaryota; Metazoa; Arthropoda; Insecta; Hymenoptera; Apidae
Source: RefSeq, a predicted model, not a curated record
UAUUCUUAAUCAUUUUAAUUCUUUUAUAGCAGUAACAUUAUAUAAUAAUGUCUUGCAAUUAUAAUAUAAAAAUUGAUAAAUUUUAAAUUAUUGAUAAUUUUUUUUUUAUUAUUUUACGAUGAUAUCACAGUUUCCAUGACACAUGCCACUAUUUAUAAAUAUUGCGUACAUUCAGAAAAAUUUUGUUGUAUGUAUUAUAUAUACAUACAAUAUACAUAAAACAUUUUAAUGAAUAAAAAAUGCAAAUUGUGAUUAAUAGUGAUUAUUUUAUAUAUCUAUACAUAUAUUAUUUUAUAUGUUUAUACAUCAUCAUCCCUAUUAUUCAUUUUAAAACUUUACUUUUUCGAUAGACAUUUCAUGUCUAGUAAGCGUUCAGAAAUGUGCUAUAACUGUAUUGUGACGUAUUUUUAGUACAAAUAACAGGCGCGCUAUCAAAAUGUCAUGAAAAAUAUUCAAGUAUUUAAAAUUCGAAUAAAAAAUAAUUGAAAAUCUUUAAACUGAAGUUUGUUCGUAUUCGAUUAAAAAAUAAUUGUGCAAUUUAGUUAGGUUAAUUAUAUUAUUAGAAUUAAUAUUUAUUAUUUAUUAAUGAACAGCAACUAGAUAUUGGAAUAUUAUUUUAAUUGAAAUGUUAUGAAGUCAAGAAUUUUAAGUGUGAUAAUUAAUGAACUAUUUAAUAUAAUAAUUUAUUAGUGCUGAUGAAUUCCGAUAAAUGUAAAAUGUGCGCGGUUUUUAAAUCCGCAUUUUUGCGGAAUCAUCUGACAGAAACAUUUGUAUUAGCAUUAAUUUUCACAGAUUUCGGGUUUCAAUUGAUAUCAUUGCUCAAGUUACCAGCACUUUCCACAGAAGAUAAAUUAGAAUAUAAUUUUUAUCCUGUUGCGAGUGGACAACUUCAAUUCCGGAUAAAAGCCCCAAAUGAUGCUCAUAUCGCUCUUACCACGGGCCCUCAAGAGGGAGAACCUAUGUAUGAAGUCUUCAUUGGUGGUUGGAGCAAUAGCAAAUCCGUAAUCCGUAAAAAUAGAACAAAGCCUGAUGUUGCUGAGGUAGAUACACCUGGCAUUCUUAGUGCAGAUGAAAUGCGUGGAUUUUGGAUAAGAUGGAAUGAUGGUGUUCUAUCAAUAGGUAAAGAAGGUGAACCAAGUGCAUUCCUCACGUAUGCCGAUCCAGAACCAUUCGGAAUUGGUUACUUUGGAGUAUGCACUGGUUGGGGUGCUUCUGGUGAAUGGUUAAUCGAAGGACGUGGCUCCUUGUCAACAAAGAAUGAAUUAGUCUACAAGUUUCAUAAUAUAAGGAGUGGCUCGGUUCUUAUUGAAGUGAGAGCUAAAAGUAACGCGCACAUUGCUCUGACCAACAAAAAAGGCGACUCAAGUCCUAUGUAUGAAAUCAUCCUUGGAGGCUGGGAAAAUACAGCAUCCGUCAUCAGAUAUGAUUGUAAACAACCUGAUAAGGUGCGUGUAAAUACUCCAAAUCUUCUGAACGAGAACGAAACAAAGAAGUUCGCGAUUUGUUGGCUUGAUGGUCGCAUCAUGGUCAGAGUUGGUAGUCUUAAUGGUUCUGUGAUCAUGGAAUGGCAGGAUCCUACACCAAUUGGUGUGAGCUACGUGGGUGUGCGUACCGGUUGGGGAGCAACCGGCAAAUGGAAACUUCAAACUGCACUAUAUCCAUCCCCUACGGCUCCUAAUUAUCAAAAUGUAAAUCCAACAGCUCCACCAGUGGAAGGAGUAAUAGAUAUAGGAAAAUUUUGUUGGUGUGAAGCAUCAGGUGGAAUAAUUCCACCAUCUGCAGUUCAAGGAGGAAAAGAUAUUGAUGGGAAUGAUUUGUACGUGGGCAGAGCCUAUCAUGAAGGUGCUCUUCUUCCUGGCAAAGUAAAGCUAGGAGAUACUAUUUGUUAUGUAGCUUGGGGUGGAGAAGAACAUCUAAAGAAUGAUUAUCAGGUUCUUUGUGAUUGUAAUCCUGUAUGGGUACCAACAACUGGAAAUAAUAUUCCUCACAAUGCAAUUCCUGGUGGCGAAACAGAAGAUGGAGAGCCACUUUAUGUCGGGCGUGUACAACAUGAAGGCUCUAUAACAAUCGGCAAAGUGCAACCUUCGCAUAGUGUGUGCUAUAUACCAUAUGGAGGUGUUGAAAUUGCGUAUCCUGAAUAUGAGAUCAUGGUACAGCGGGAUUAAAUUGAAAUUACUUCACCAACAUCGAUGAAUUUAUUAAUGAAUCAUAAUUGUUUAUAUUAUUUUUGUAUUUUAAACAUAAAAUAUUAAUAGUAGAUUCUACCAUGAAUUAAAGAAAAAAAUGUUUUAUGAGUAUGAGAAUAAUUAUCCUAUUUAAUAGUUCGCAAGAGCAAAAAUACAUAAAAUAUUUGCAGCCUAAUCAUCAAAUUUAAUUAUUAUCAGUAUUUUAAUGAAAAGAAACGAAAUGGAAUGUUCUAUCAUAAAAUUAAUGAGAAUCUCUUAUGUGUGCAAACUAGUCUAAUUAUAAAUGGGCUGAUCUUGAUUCAUCGAUCAAUUGGUAUAAACGAGUAUACACUUUUGCACAGAAUAUAAUUAUAAUCACAUUAAUAUAGAAUGUGCAAAUAAAAAAAUUAAUAAUGUAUAUGUAUAGCUAAGCUGUAUAAGCGUAAUAUUGAUUAUAUAUAGUAUUGUUAAUUCUUGUUAGAUGUUCAUAUAGUUUGAAAAACAUUGCUUGAUUGUAAUAUUUCGAAUGAGAAUUAUGAAAAAUAUUUUUUUGAUAAUCAUGCAGUGAUUUGAUGCACAAUAAUUUUUGUUUUUUUUACAAUUGUUGAUAUUGGAAUAUUGUUAGGAAACAAUAAAUAAUAUUUCUAGAAAAA